Messenger RNA from Elgaria multicarinata webbii, 11179 nucleotides. It is a transcript of the gene LCORL, whose product is annotated as ligand dependent nuclear receptor corepressor like. Lineage: Eukaryota; Metazoa; Chordata; Lepidosauria; Squamata; Anguidae. The transcript has 9 exons. Gene Ontology annotation, biological process: regulation of transcription by RNA polymerase II. Gene Ontology annotation, cellular component: nucleus. Bases 271 to 5655 code for a protein of 1794 amino acids. The record is from RefSeq and is a predicted model, not a curated record.
GCUGCACGGCGGAGCGCAGGGGAGUCCGCCGCGAACUCGACUCCUGGCGGCACCGGCUCAUGCACUGUGUGGGUUACUACCCAUCAGGAUGACAGGUCAGGGCACCAUGCAACUUAAGAGACUACCGUUUCCCUUCUGAUCCCCUCACCUUUUCUGACUUCACUGUCCUCAGGUUUUGAAAGUAUUUUAGAAGGGCUUUAUGGACCAAGGCUACGAAGAGACCUCAGUUUAUUUGAAGACUGUGAACCAGAAGAAGUGACUGACUGGUCUAUGGACGAAAAAUGUUCCUUUUGUAAUUUACAUAAAGAAACAGCCAGUGAUCAUACAUCAGUUAUUGGUUCUUUGCAGUCAACGCCUACAGAGGAACUAUCAUCUCAGGGCCAGUCCAACACUGAUAAAAUUGAGUGCCAAGCAGAGAAUUACCUAAAUGCACUCUUUCGCAAGAAAGAUCUUCCUCAGAACUGUGAUCCUAACAUUCCCCUAGUUGCUCAGGAAUUAAUGAAAAAGAUGAUCCGUCAAUUUGCAAUUGAAUACAUUUCAAAAAGUAGUAAAAUGCAAGAAAAUAGAAACGGUUCAUCAUUUGAAACAAGUCUGAUACGUAAAGAUAUCCAAACGAACCAAACAGAAAAUUCAAUUCAGGAAGAACAGGAUAGCCCUCUAGACCUCACUGUGAAUCGAACACAAGAGCAGGAUACUCAGCAAGGGGAUGGAGUGCUAGAUCUCUCUACAAAGAAGACAAGCUUGGAACAGUCAGCAUAUGAUGGAUCGUGUUCUGAAAAUUCAGUGUCUGGUUCAAGUACAGCAGCUGAUGCAAAAUCAGAGGGAGCAUCUAUAUUCGAAAGAGGAAACUCUGCUCUAAGCAAGGUUUUGGCAUCGUUAUGCUUGUACCAUUGCCAUCAGAUUUUAGCUAUGUUGAAAUUUUUAAUCCAAGAUCCAUGUAUCCGUUCAGUUUGCAAUUGCCAACUGCUGCAUACUAUGUAUUCUGGAACAUCUGAAGAUGAUGUGCACAUUCCAGUCUGCAGUUGUGAUGUCCACAUGCUAAUGAAAAGGUGCUGUUUAAAAAAUCAAAGACCAAAUACUUGUUUACCACCUCUGUCAGUCUGUGGGAAAGAUAUGGAUUGUUUGUCAUGCCAGUCUGUGGCUGUUGGAUAUUUCAAUACGGUGGUAAACAAAGGGAAUCCUGUGCCUUCUAGUCCUCAUCGAUGCUGCCUCAAACCAUUACAACAGUGUAAGACCGACUCCGCAAGAGCAGCUCUUAGUACACAUCUCUUUCCAACUGGUCAAAAGAUUAACAAAGCUAGAAGAGGACGUAGCCCUUCACCACCUCCAUUAUCACCUGUGGAAGCUGAUGAAUAUGAUUCUUUGAAGGAAUCGGUUGAAGGUUCUCUAGCUUUAGAUAACAGACUUGAAAUGAUUAGUAACCAGCCUCCAUACCUCUUGCCAGCUGAAAGGGCUUUUUCUGUGUGUGAACAGAAAGAUAAAGUAUGUGUCACAGAAGUGUCUGAUAAAUUGGAUGAAACCUUUCAAAGUGCAAAUCAAGAAAAUAGCCUUAUAAAUUCUGAUAAACUUGAAAAAGUUGAAAAUGCUACCGCAUUUCAAGAUUUAAUGGAUCGAAUCAAUGAGAAAUUAAAAUCAAUAGAAACUACUGAAACAGCAAAUCUUGCAAAAUUUUCUAAAACUGAUGGGAGAUCAGACGAUAUUAAAUUGCGGAGCUUCAUAACAUCUCUCUUACAUGAUGCUAAGGUAAACGACUACAAUUUUAUGGAGUUAUUGAAUCAACAUGAGAAAGAAGUGGAAAAUAAAAUUGUCCAAACAAGAUUUCGCAAGCGGCAAGAAACCUUAUUUGCAAUGCAUAAUUCCCCUGAUUCAUCUCUGUUUAGACGUCAGUCUUUGCAAAUCAAGAGGGAACUAGCUAGUCUUGAUGAAACCUUCAUAAGGAAAAAGGCAAGUUCAGAGAGAAUUGCAAAGAAGCCUACAAAGAAUGACAAACUAUCACCAAACAAAAUUGACAAUCAUAAUAGUACAUUAGAAGACCUUGCUUUACAAAAUCAUGAAAAUAAAGAAAGGCUAUUUUCUCCCACUAAAUCAAAUUCUUUGCCAAUAUAUCAGGAAGAGUCACUGGAACUACCUCUGAAUAAUUCAGAAACUAAUUCUGGUUUUGUGGCAAUUUCAGAAAAUAACUCAACAUCCCAAACCAACUCGGCUAAAAUACAAGGAAACUGUGGAGUUGAAUUAUAUAUGGAUCCAGACAGGACCAAACAUAACAUUAUCCCUCCUAUGUGGUGCUCAGUGUAUGUAACAAACAAUUUUUUAUUUCAAAAAUCUUCAAAGACAAAAAAACUUCCUAACUAUAUGGAAAGAGAUAAAAUACGUAAAGGUUUUCAGGCCAAAACAUGUAGCAAUGAAGAUAUAAAUAAGAUUGUACGAAACACAAAUCUACAUGUUGUUGUAGAACGUUUGGAAGAUACAAUAAACAUGGCCCAAAAGACUAAAAAACCAUUGUUUAACGGUUAUAAAAUAUCCAGCAAAUUGAAAGACAUUCACAACUGUGAUGUUAACAAUAAUUCUAAAAGUGGUCUUCUUAUUAGUAUGAAUGAAACUGGAAGUAAGGGACAAUAUGUGUUAUCAAAAGGUCAUGUGCCAUGUAGCAAUAGUAGCAAAAAGGAAUGUGUUUCAAAAAAAGAAAAAGUAUCUGAUGAAGGAUAUAAAAGCCUUUUGAAAUCAUCAACCUUUGAUUCAGAUAUAUUGAUUUCUAAUCACGAAGAGUUACAAACAAGUUCUGAUGCUGGGGAUAAUUCACCAAUGCUAAAUUACACUAGUCCAAUAAAACUUAUGUUCCUUUCAGAGAUUAACAGUAGUGAAGGAGUCAAAUACACGCUAACCUCUGUAAACGAUUCUUCUAAAUUAAACAUUGAUCUUUAUUCUGUUGAGGGGAAAACAAGUCUGCUGUCAGAAAAACAGUUGGACGCAAGGAAUCCUGCUAAAAAUGUUUCUAUUGAUGAAUGUGUCUAUGGUGAAAAUAGUCAAAAACCGGAAGUGAAUUCUGUUUUUCCUACAAUAAUUGCUAAUGAUAUGAACACUGAUGAACAUAAGCCAAAAGAACCUGUAGAACAAAACAGCAAUGGAUCCUCCCUGAAAAGAAAACCUGGCCGGCCCAAAAAAAUAGGUCCUCAAGUUGUGAAACAGGUUAAGCGACCGAUUGGGCGACCUCCAAAGCCUAAAGUGGAUGUUGCUGAAAAUGCCAGUGGCCCGAGUGAUUCCAUUGGUGCUAGGAAAAGUGCCAGCUGUAAUGCAGACGUUCUAGAGGAGGAGAACGUUAACAAAAAUAUUACUGUGACAAUUGUCUUUGGAAGGUCACGAAGGACUAAGCGGUGUGUUUCUGAAGGUAGCCUGAAUGUAGUCAAUGUGGUGCCAGGUCCUCACAGUGAUUGUGAUGCUGUAUGUGAGUCUGCUCAAGUGAGACAGAACUCUGAAAUCAAGAAUGAUUUGACCCCCCCAGAAAGUGUGCUCAAUUCUGCAACAGAAAAGACCUCUGCAUGUGGUUAUGAGUAUGUUAGACCUCUAGAGAGUAGCCCAGUACUACCAUCCCAUUGCAGCAAUAUCGUGAGACCAAACCAAAAGCCUUUAAAUAUAGUUAGAAAACCUGGGAGACCCGCAAAAGUAAAAAUAUCUGGCAUAUCAGUGACUGUUAAUCAGAUUUCAUCUCAGGAAAGAAAAGUGAGUAUUAACAGCUGUCUGCCUCCUUUAGAACAAGAGACUGUGUUAGAAAAAUAUAUAUCAUCUGAGAAUGAUAAGCAGUGCAAUACGUUGGAUGUUUCAAAAAGCUUUUGGAAAGAUACAAGCGAGGAAUUUUCACACAAGAUUACAAUAGCCUCAAAAAAGCCUGAAAUCCCUUUGAGGCAAUCUCUUAGAGAUAGAAGACCAUCACUGCCUUUCUUACAUUCGUUAGCAUCUUCUAGCACAUUAUCUUGUAGACGUGCCUUUUUACACAAAUCAUAUAAACUCUGUUUGAAAAAUGCUAAAGAUCAAAAAAUUAAGCAUCACUCAGACAUGACACCCAAACAUAUCUCAGUAAAAAAAAAUCCAGAAAAUGCAAAAACAGGUUCUGAGAAUAAUACAUUCCAGCCCAUUAAUGAAAUGUCUUCAGAUCCCAUCAUUUCAUCUAAUUCUUCCCUUAGGUGGUGGGAUUCUUCCAUUCCUAAUGAUUCCUUGUUAAAAGAACUAAACAGUAGGUAUGACCAGAUAACAAAUACUUGGUUGCAUGUGAAUGGAGAAGAAUUUGAAAAAUGUCUGUAUGACAAAGGGUGUCAUAUUGAGCAAGACUGUAGCAUGAAAGUACCAAACCCUUUGGACUCCUGCAUUUUACAGCUUGAACAUUCACCUAUAAAAAUGCUUUUCCAGAAAAAAUGCAAUAUAGAUGAACUCUGUACAUGGUUUAUGCAAACAACAGAAACACAAUCACUGUCAUUAGUGAGAAAAGCAAAUGCUCGAAAUCCUUUUGAAGUAAUUAGUACAAGGCAAUUUAAAAUGGGAACAAGACAAUAUGAUUGUAAUACUAGUCCUUUGAGAAAGCACUUUAAAAAAUUUGCACUAUCCACACCUUCAAAAUCAGCAGGGAAGUUACAAAUUCUACAUAACAUAGUCAGGUCUCAUGUCUUAAACAGGAAACGUAACUUCACAUUAGCUAAAUUACAAAGAACCAAAUUUCAGAAUUUACAACAUGAUCGGUGGAGACAAGUGAAAAAAAUGUAUAAUCAUGGAACAAGUGACUGGAAAUCAAAAAGAAAUUUGCGACUCUUCUGUCAAAGCCAAUGUUUUGCUAAUGCAAAAAGAGAAAUUGACAGCAAAAUGGGCACGAGCCAUGGGAAUAGUGCAGUAGAAAUUAAAUCGCCCACAGUUUUGAUCGAAUCCCAUAGAAUCACUUCAUCAGCUGGGAAUGAAUUCAGAGAUGCAUUUUUUCAACAGAAAACACAAUUUUCUGACCUCAGCACAAAGCCUGGCUUAAUAAAUAAUUGUAGACCAAGCACACAGUCGGCAUUUUGCAACCAGCAAAAUACUGGGAAUGCGCAGUCCCCUGGUGAACUUGGUGAAGGUGCAUGGAGAGGCAAAACCUUUAAGGAUUGUAGAAUAUUUUUGAAGAAAAUCAGUCCUGUUGAAGAGCAACAUCCAUUUAACAAAAACCCUGCUGUUUGCACUCCAGAAUCUGUUGAUCGUAGCACCAGUCAGAGCUACUUUCAGGAAAAAAGGCAUUGUACUUUGAGGUCCCAUUCUGCCAAGCAAAGCAUGCCUGCCCGCUGUGAAAACGACGCAGCGCCAUCUGAAGGAGCUAAGCAUCCCGGUUCGGUUAAAGGGCUGCAUGCUGAACAAGAUGGCAAGAAAUCAAGCAAGCGCGUCACUUUCGAUGAUGGCCCUACUGAGGCUCCUAAAAGAAAUAAUAAUAAGAGGAGGAGGAUGCAAUGCAAGCUCACUGACCUGAAUAUAAGAAAAAGGAAUGAGAGGCGAUUAUGCAGCGCUGGCCAAGUAUCAAGUUGUUAUUCAAAGUACCAGCUAGGGCCUCUUAAACCUGUUGGACUGCCUUUGAUGGGUGGAUUUGCAAGCAGAGCUGUUGAAUAUUCCAUGAUCCCAUUUCACUUGCCUCUUCAUGGAAGCUCCUAAGUCUAAAAGUAAAACCCAUGAAUGGUCAAGAUGAGUCCAUGUCACAUAGUCCCUAAUAAGCAUGCAAUACUGUGAAUGAUUGUAAAUAUAUAUAUAUAUGAGCAAGUCAUUGCUGUAAUAACUAAACAAACUUCUUCAAAGAGCUAGACACUAAAUUCCUUCUGGAGGUUGUAUUUAAUUGAGGUGUAGUUGAGGUUGCUAGAAAGAAGCAUGUUUCACCUGGACUAAAAACUCUUUCAGGCACAGUCUGCUGGGAAACUGCCCUGGAAGUUUGCAUCCAUUCUUAUUACAAGAAAGCAUCUUACGACGGACUUCUGAACGUGCAUGCCAAAGUCUCUUAAGAAUGGUUAGCCAUUCAGUUGUGAUGCCCAGAAGUUGCAUGCUUGACAAAAUGGCUUCCAGAGUUUUUUUUUCCAAAUGUAUAGUAAAAUAGAAUUGUUGUCCGAACUGUUUUUGUGACAUUUUGCAUGCAUCUUAAAAUAUGAGUCUUAAGAUGCAUGUUUGGUUUUUUCCUCAAAAAAACCCAAUGGAAACAACCCUGCAGAAGAUCUGAUAUAGCAGCUUCAGAAACCUCUCUCUGGUGUGGUUGAGAUUGUUAUAAUGAGCCCAAUCUGUGUUUAUGUGUAUUUUGUGUUACGAUUAGCUUUUUGUCUGCAGAGCUUCCAUAAAAUUACCCCUUUGAUGGGCAAUUGGUUUGCAAGUUGUUUGAUUAUAAGGGAUCUUUACUGGAUACCCUGGACUUCUGCACUGUUACCUCACCUGAGACAGGAUUCAGGAAUGUAACUGUGGAAGUUAUGGGCUUAAUUAGAUUCCAUAUGGAGACACUGGCAUUCCUAGAUGAGAGAGAAAAUGAAUAUAAGUCACUGGGGUUGGCAUGGUUUGAGCCUUAUUUCGCAGUGUUGGAAGGGCUUUUCCCAAUCUAGGCAAGUGAGCAUUAUAGGUGCACAUCUGUAUUGACAGGGCUGUGCCAAGACAUUUUGCUGCCUGAAGCAAAGGAAAAGUUGGAGCCUCCCUCCCAUUACAUGUAGUAAAGCUGACUGGAUUGGCAGUUGAAUCUUACUUCAGCACUGGCAGCAGAACAGCAUCCUUCACCGUACCCAAGGAUAGCAGAGCUUAAGGCAACACAGGGCAGGCUGCAUGGCUCACACACCUCUGUCCUCCCAACACCGAACUGCCUGAAGCAGCUGCCUCACUCUGCUUAAUGUAAAGCCAGUCCCAUUUUGAUUAUUUUAGCCAAAGCCUGUGCCUACACCCAGCUCUCUCUUGUCAGUCCAGGGUACUAGUCCGCAAAGUAUGGGAUGUAAUUGAGUGCAGAGCGAACUGGGGGUUUCUUGAAACUAUUGUUCUAUAUCUACUGGGGCUGAUGUUACCCCCUGAAUAUGAGCUAUAAAUAGCUUGAAUACAUCGCUUGCAACACAGAGUUUCAAGAUGAUAGUUCCAGUAAUAACUCUACCUCUGCACCCACUUACCAAUUACAUAUCGUACUUCAUCUUAGUUAAGUGGGAUUCUUUUUGGUGGACUGUGGAAGUCUCCAAGAUCUCAAGUUUGCAAAAAGUUGUUUAGGCUGAAGGGAAAGAGGAUGUACUUCCAAGGAGGCUGAAAUAUUUUCCUCUCUUGCCCUCCCCAGAGCCAAGCCUGCCAGGCUUUCAUUCAAUAGCAAAGACAAUCAUGUAUGGCUUGGUCCAUGUUGUAGUCUGCAACUCUGCUCUUUCUUCUCAGCCUGAGGUAUCUGCACAGAAGCAUCAAGAAAUAGUCUAGCAAGGAGAGGUUUAUGCACAUGUAUAUUAUGUGGAUGGUGUUUCUUUAGUACUUGAGCUAUAGUUUUGCUUUGCUUGAUAAACUGAUUUUUAUUUUAGUUCAUGGCCAACCCUACAGUGUGUAAUCAUAGUAAGCAUUUCUUAAGAAUUCUAUCUCUGUAUGUUCAUCUACUCAUUUUUUUUCAAAUUAUAUUUUAAAUGUAUAAAAAUGCCAGAAUGUUUAAACAUUUUGUAAUGAUUCAAUAUAAGUAGAAGAGACGGAUUGUUACAGAGUUACAGUUGGCAAAGGUAACUGUAGGGUAAACCCAUUGCAGGCUGGUUUCUACAGUAUCUGUUCCAGCAGAAUUAUGUAAAACCUUGCAGUGUAAGGUAUAAUUUAUGCUCCCUAUAAUGAAAAAAGGCACUUAUAGACCUUCUAGAAUUAUAAAUUCCCUUGUAUGAUUGCCCUGAAGUUUCUACACAAGUACCCUGAAUUAUAAAUCCACAAAACUGUUAAUCUCACUGAUUUUACCCUGUCUUUUUUUGACCCAAUGAUUGGCAAGAGGGGCGGAGUUGCCUGUUCAUUUUCCGGUAGAGAAGUCGAUGAGGGAUUCCAUGAACACAGUAUGCACAGAUCCCUGAAUUUUCAUCCUGCUGUGCAUGACAGAUGUGGCGAAUUUUUAAUAUCUCCAUAGCAGUCUCUAUUAACAGAGGGAGGAAACAGCCCAUGGUAACAUGCGUGUAGUGUGCUGUCAGAACUACGAUCUUUUUAGUAAAAUCAAGCAGUGCCCAACAGCUAGGAGUUCGUAUUUACAGACUUGCAAGAGCACCCUUGUGCAUUACCAAAGAGAGUCUAGAAAAAAUGCAGAAUGAAUCUAAGUAUUCAGUCAUGUGUUUGUUCCAUUUUGUUUUGAAUUGGUUCACACAUGACAUUACCUUGUCCAUUUCUUCAGUCUGGCUAGCCCUCUUGCAUAGAUACAACUGCAGUCUCCUAAAAAUGUGGCUUUCCAACGAAUACUGAAACUUAAUUUGCAUUCGCUUAAUUGCUAUUGUCUUUUUAAAACUUACCUCCCAGUUUCCCCCUCAAUCCAGCAUUACUUUGGCAAAGAUUCAACUGGGAAUAGUUACCAAUGUAACAUGUGGUUCUGCCCUAAGGUGGUGAAAGAAUAAAUUGUUCAUAGACUGUUGUAGUACUGACCUCAUUUAUUUAUUUAGAACAAUUCUCUCCUGUUCCUGCACCAACUUGAAGCAGCCCACAAUAUAAUAAAAUCAUAUUGCUCAAAUACAAAGACUGGUAUGGCUUCAGCUAUUGGGCAGUAUAGAAAUGUAAUAAAUAUGUGUGGGAAUUGGUAAUUAUGCCCGGACUGGCACUUAACUGGAUUGAUGUGCAUUUUUGUAAUCAAGUAGAUUGCUCCAGCACAGUCCAUACGUUUGCACUAUGUUUUAAAAUAUGCACGUGUUUGUGUAGCAGCUACUGUAUAGGACUUGUAUCAGAAUUAAAAUCUCACUUCUGCCACUGACAUGGAGUAGCUUUGAAUAGUCACUAGUUCCACCCCCAAUCCAGCUAUAGUUACAUGCAAUCAGUGGUGCAUAUAAGGUAGCAGCCAUACCUAGGGCUGCACAUCUCUACUGUAGUGGUUGCUCCCAAGUGCAGCCCUUUAUUUCACCCUAUAAAAAAAAGAACAGCAACAGCUCAGGCAUAGAGGACAAUAUAAGCAUACACUUAACCUCUAUCCCAAUGAUAUACUUAAAUCUGCUACUAGUUAGUGUCUGGCAUAAGCAGAGGCAAUUUAUUUUGUCAAUAGAACUCAAGUGGGAUUUGCUGAUACAUACGUGCAUAGUCCUCCCCUGGGUUCUGUUACUUGGUCAAUUCUAGGGUGUUGGGAAUUCUUUUCUUUUUUAAAAAAUGUGUAUAACUACAAGUAACUGUCCCUGACUAAAGUCUCUCUUCAGAAUGAGCAAGAGGAACAUGUGCAAGCAGAGGUUAUGUAGAGAUACAUUAUGAAGUAAAAAUUGAGCAUGCCAGGUGAAACACCCAAGCCCUUUCCCUACAUUCACAUGCUUGAAUUCCAGCUGAGCUUCGGAUAAAAGCUAACGGCACCAUACGGCUGGUGCACAGCACUGCUGAUCCUGGUGUGUGCAUGGCUGGCCCUGCCAGUGGCAGCACAAUGUACCUCUAGCACUGGCAGAGGCAAUGUAGCACUCCCGAGGACAACCUCUCCAAUGACCAGCAACACCAGAUUCUGGAAGGCGCAACCUGACCCUUUCAAAAACUUUCCAGUUGUUUGGGAGCUUGGCCCCAGAAGCGCUACAUCACUAGCAGUAGGGGUCAUGCACAGCUGCAGUAGGGCAGUGUUGGAUUCUACUGUUUCUACGACCCUUCCAAUGUUCCUGUUUAAGUAGUACAGUAAUAUAACAGUCCUUUGCACAGAACCUUUGCAUCAUUGUACAGAACCAUAUUGUUUAGAUUAGUUGCAGAGAUUUGUUACCUUCUUUAAGGUACUGCCAUCAUGAACAACAUGGUAUAAUUAAAGGCAAGCUGCAGUCACUAGAAUAGUAAAAUUGAGACUCUGACAAAUCGGGAUCUAUGGUUAAAAGCCUAAAAACAAAAUUUCCCAUGUCACGUAUUUACUCUUUAUCCAGUUAACAGCUAAACAAAUGAGCGAAAUCCCAAAGUUCAUAAAAUUGCUCUGGAACGUCAGGGAUGCUUGUGGGCUGUAGUGUGGGGGCAGAGACAGCAAAGUCCCCUUCUGUAAGCUCCCUUCCACUUGUAGUUCUCCAGAUCCAACAAAAUCUACCCUAGAGUUGUUCUAGUCUCCCUAAUUACUUUCUGCCUAUACAAGGCCCAAAUUCAAACUUUUUCCAUUUUGGGAAGAGUUGAACUUAUGCGAAAACCACUAUAACUUCUUAAGUUUACCAGUUAUAAAAGAAGGCCAAUGCUAAUGACUGUUGAUUCUUAUUUCUGACGGACAUCUAGGUUUUCACAGUAGUGGUCAAGUGGGAUCUGUGUAUGCUGAUGUUGCCUCGUUAGGACUGUGAUCCAACAACGGCAGCACUUGGAUGAGCCAAUGGAAAUUCAUAUUUUUAUUAAUGCAAUAAGUUAAUCUACUUUGGAUGAUGAUGAUUGUAAUUCAACUCCUGCCCUCCCCACAACCAGAUUCUACAAAUGAAAGUCUCUGAGAACUGGAACAUAUUUGACACAAAAGAUAAGCAACCAACCAUUGAAAAUAAUGAUGUGCCUUAAAUCUACCCAUGGAGUAGAAGCUAAGUUUCAUAACAGCAUAUCUGGUCAGCUGUAUAGUUUUUAACCAAAAGCUCAAAAAUGAAGAGAACAAGUAGUUUGCAGCUCUUCUUGCACUAUUGUUUUGGACAUUGUGUGCAAUUUUUUCUGCUGAAUAAGCAUUUUGAUCAUGAAAUGACAUUCUGGGGCUGUAGCUUCAUUGUAAACCACGAAUAUUAUUCAUUAGCUGUACCUCUUUGCGUGUACAUACAAGUCUUCAGUAUAGGUCAUAUAAGAAUGAGAUACUGUCUUUUUAACAGUAUGUUGUAAUUUUUCUAUCCUUUUGCCGCUAAUUAUAUAUUCUCUCUGGUUUUAUUUUGUGCACAGAUGUUAAUAUAUUUAUGUAAUGUGAUGUGUAAAAGUUAUUCAUAAAUUUUAAUAGAUAGUUUACCUUGGUGCAACGCUGUAUAAAAAUGCAAAUGGUUUUUAAAAUCUUAGAUAAUUAAGAAAACAUACAGUAUGCUUUUUAAAUCAUAAUUUUCAUUUAUUCUAUGAAAAGUCUUUCUUU